CAAAUGUACUUUAUCAAUAACAUAGCAUUUCUGGAAGCCUAUUGAUUGAUUGGUUGAUUGAUUAAUUGAUUGAUAACAUUAUGAAUGAUUUCACACUGAUUCCCAUAUUUUUUUUCUAGAAUUUGCUAAAAUUUCAAGCAAAUUUAUCUCGAAAAUAAGGUGCAAUUUUUAUUGAUCACAUCGGAAAUUCGAGUCUAUUCCUGCAGCAGCACUUCAACCGAGAAUUCCCGUAACAGUCUAGUGGUGAUGCAAUAUUGAUGAAUAACAGCAGGCAAGCGCAGCUCAGGCUUCAAUUUAGACGUCAACCAUCUAUGAACAUAAAUGGCGCAGGAUAUGUUGCGCCGAUGGCGGUUAUGGUUGCGCCUAGCAGGGUAGACUAUAGUGUAACGAAAGGUGGUCUGAGACUUUGGGCUGUGCUAUUGGUAUUCGUUAUCCUUUGCUCCAGUUUUUACACUUUGUUUUCUACCAUGGAAUCAGCAGAAGUAGCGUUCGAAAUCGAUGGCGACGAAAACUUGGAUUAUGAUGGUGACAUUGAUGAUGACGCAGAUGAAAUGGCGAUACAUAAUCGAAGAACCGAAAAAGACACCACUCCAUCACGAGAGUACAUAUCACGGUCUAGAACAUUUGAAGAAAACCGAAAAGCUCAUCAAGGAAUUCAGGAUGCUCCGGAUUCAACUGACGAUGAUAGAUUAGAGGAAGAAGAGUUGGAAGAAGAAGAAGAAGCCCGUCUGGCUGAUCUUCGAGCUAAAGCUGAACGAAAAAACAACAAAUCGUUGGAUGAGACAAUUGAGAAUGUUGAGCGUGAUGAUAGUGACAAUAUUAUUGGCGAUAUUGGCGAUAGCAAUGAUAAUGAUAUUGAUAAAUUUGAUAUAUCUGAACGAACGGCAGAUGGACAUGUGAAGGAGGAUGAUAAAGCAAGAGGAAAGCAAGAUGAAGAACAAAACAAGCCAAAACGAGUAAAGGUUCAUCGUAAACGCAUCGAAGUUGUGGAAGACGAUGAAGAGGAGGAAGAAAGAAAGAUGAUUGAGAAAUUUGAGAAAGAGAAAGGAGAGGAACAGAAAGAAGAAGGAACAGACGGGGAAAUCCAAAUUCAAGAUAGUGUAGGACGUGAAAAAGAGGAGAAGACAGUGGAGAAUGAAGAGGAAGAGAGUAAAAAUAAGCAUGAUGCAGAGAAGAAGUCGGGACUUAAGUCAAGAAGAAAAAUCCCAUCUUUUAGUAUGGAAAAACCGAAGCGAAGUGAAUGUAAGCGCAAGAAAUGCUUACCUGAGUAUGACCGUCAUCCACGAAUGUCACUUUUAAAACAAAUACCUCUUUCCAUGUCAAAUCGUAAUAAACAGCAUUCACCGCCUGCUUUCAAAUUAACAGAAGAUGAUGAGGAAAGGGAAGAAUGGAAGGAUACAGAUGAAGAACAAGAAAGUGAAGAGAUUGAUGACGAAGAACUUGAUGAUGCAAGCAUCCGUGAUUUAGCUGCUGUUAGAAAAGAGAAGUUGAAUGAUAGGACUAUUUAUAAACGCCAUGCUAUAACAAAUCGUGAUGAUCACAAGUAUCGAAAUCAAUUGGAUCGUGCAGAUUAUCUCGUUGAAAAGCAUGAUUAUCAUUCCGCAAUUGCCAUUUUCGAGACUGUUUUACGGGAUAAUCCAGACAGUCCCCGAGCGCAUUUCGGUAUCGCUCGAGCGAAUGACAUCAGAAGCGAAAUUGAAUCAGAUCAUUCAUAUCUGGAUAUAGCGAUCAAUGAAUACCAAGAAGUGCUAGACAUUGAUGAUACCCCAGAUGCGUUGUUCAAUCAAGCAGCAAAUCGCUUGAUCGAUCGGGCCAGGUUUCGCGGUUUAUUGCAUCGUGUAUUACAAGCGCAACGUUCUUUGAUCGAUCGAUAUCCGGAUGAUUUACAGCUACACAAUAACCAAGGAUUAACCUUCCUAAUGAUGGGACGUGAAGACGAUGCACGAAGGAUAUUUGAAAAUGUUUUAAAAAUUUCACCAACCAAUGGUGUCGCCCAGGCAUAUUUUGGUUAUAUUUUGAAAUUGAGCGGUGAUCUGGAAAAUGGCGUGCUAUAUAUGCGCAAAGGUUUGCGUGCUAUUCGUGAAGUAAUUGCCGAUCCGAGAUUUUAUUAUCAUUUCGGCGAAGCUCUAACGCGACUGGGUAAGAGACAGGAGGCUUAUCGAGUGUAUAGUAUUGGAGCAAAAGUCGGUCUUUUUCCUUCUCCUUAUCAGCGAUCUGUUUACAACGUCGAAGGUUUAACUGCCCGUCCUUGGUGGUCUGUUGAACAAACUUUUUGUUCAAAACAUCUGAAGAAAAUCGAAAGACAGUGGACGGUAAUUAGGGAAGAAGCGGCGGCAAUACUGAACAGUCAGCCGUAUUUAUUCGAACCAGAACAUGAAGAGCUAACUAUAGAUGGACAGUGGUCAGCGUACUCUUUGUAUAGCAGUAAUUCAUGGAACGCAUCAAAUUGUUUAAAAACGCCAAAAACAUGUAAUAUUAUGCGUAUGUUCAAGGAUUCAUCCGAUUGCUUAAACAGCGAGAUAAAGUUUUCACUUCUAGCAAGUGGCACCCGAGUGUGGCCACACUGUGGAUACUCCAAUUAUCGCCUACAGGCUCACCUCGGUCUUACAAUAUCGUCUGAAGCUAGACUGCGAGUAGGACAUGAAGUCCGAGGUUGGAAAACGGGUCGUUUCCUUGUUUUCGAUGAUUCCUUUGAGCAGGAAUUGUGGUUCGAAGGCGCAUCCGCAAACAAAUAUCGAUUGAUACUUAGAGUGGAUCUAUGGCAUCCUGAAGUAGAUCCGGUCAGAAGAGUUGACUUUAGAAGCGUUUGAAAAUGCGUCAUUUUUUUGUAGCCAUUUUGUUUCUGUUUCAACAAUGCUGCACUACUACUCGUUUUCAUUUAUUUCAUUUGCUGGGCUUCUGUAGAUUCCAAAUUCUUUAAAUUUGUUUGUUAAGGUGGCUCCAUCAUCAAGCAUUCUCUUGUUUGCGAAAAGCAGGUAGUGUUGAUCUACUACGUAACUUUCAUUUAGACACCUUGCAAGAAUAGAGUAGGUCUUAUGUUUGCUUUCAUCCUCUA
Molecule: messenger RNA, 3055 nt
Organism: Loa loa (African eye worm)
Lineage: Eukaryota; Metazoa; Nematoda; Chromadorea; Rhabditida; Onchocercidae
Exons: 18
Coding region: 258-2810 (850 amino acids)
Biological process (GO): peptidyl-aspartic acid hydroxylation
Cellular component (GO): endoplasmic reticulum
Molecular function (GO): peptidyl-aspartic acid 3-dioxygenase activity; protein binding
Source: RefSeq, a predicted model, not a curated record